Molecule: messenger RNA, 4196 nt
Organism: Dromiciops gliroides (monito del monte)
Lineage: Eukaryota; Metazoa; Chordata; Mammalia; Microbiotheria; Microbiotheriidae
Product: zinc finger protein 345-like
Exons: 5
Coding region: 464-2665 (733 amino acids)
Biological process (GO): regulation of transcription by RNA polymerase II
Cellular component (GO): nucleus
Molecular function (GO): DNA-binding transcription factor activity, RNA polymerase II-specific; RNA polymerase II transcription regulatory region sequence-specific DNA binding
Source: RefSeq, a predicted model, not a curated record
CCCUCCAUGUCUGGUUUGAACAGGGUUGUUUGCAUGUUCUUCCUCCUCCCCACCGGACUUUGAGCUCCUCGAGGGAGGGCACACAGUAGGUAUUUAAUCAAUGCUUGUGGACUCCAACACCCGCGGUCUCUCUUCGCACGCGCGCAGUGCGGAUCCAAGCGGGCGCGCGCUCGCGGGCGGGGCUCGGAGUCGGGAUCGUGCUCGUUGGCUCCACCUCCUUACUGCGUGCGCGGUACAGAUGGACUACGUUUCCCAGAAGCGUUUUCGCGCGACGCCGAUACUCCCUUAGUCGGGGCCGAAGGAAGGAGGGGCUCGUGACUUAACUUCCGGUUCCGACCUCUCGCCGCGUCCUGGACGCGCGCGCUCGUGACCGUCUCGGCUCCUUCCUCAGCCGCCACCGCUGGGGUCCGAGCCCGCGUUCCAGGUCCGGGAGGCUGCAGGUUCCCUGGCCCGGGCGGAGGAGAUGAGAAUGGCCCCCGUGCUCCAGAUGCCUGGCGGCCCCCAGGCCCCCGUGAGCUUCCAGGACGUGGCCGUGGACUUCACCCCGGAGGAGUGGGGGCGCCUGGCCCCUGCCCAGAAGAAGCUGUACCGGGAGGUGAUGCUGGAGAACUACGGGCACCUGGUCUGCCUGGGACUUGCCGUGUCCAGCCCCGACGUGAUCGGUCAGCUGGAGCGGGGGGAGGCUCCCUGGACAGCGGCCAGAGAUCCCCUGAGAAGCCGGCCAGAUGGCCACACUAGGACUGAAACCAGUGAGUCAGCUCCAAAAUUGGGCCUUUCUGUGGAAGAAGCAUCUUUUGAACAACUCACAAAGGAUGGUCCCUGUAUCCCUAGUUUCAGAAAAGCUGGAGCCUGUGCUUCAAGGUUAGAGGGGCAACAGGACAGUAAGGAACAGACUCUUCAGAAACGUGAUAACCAUAGAAAGGGUUUCAGGCUCCAGCCGGGCCGAAGACGAUAUCAUCGAAUCUGCUUAAAGAAGAUAUUUUCCAAGUACAAUGAAUGUGGGAAACCCUUUGAUUAUAAUUCAGGUCUUAUUGACUAUCAGUUAAUUCAUGCUGCAGAGAAACCUUUUGAAUGUAAUGAAUGUGGCAAAGGCUUCCGCUGGAGCACGGAACUUACUGUCCAUCAGAGAAUUCAUACUGGAGAAAAACCUUAUGAAUGUAAUGACUGUGGGAAGGCCUUCCGCCAGAGCUCGCAACUGACCAUACAUAAGAGAAUUCACACUGGGGAGAAACCUUAUGAAUGUCAUGAAUGUGGGAAGGCCUUCCACCAGAGCGCAGGACUUACACAGCAUCAGGCAAUUCAUUCCGGAGAGAAACCUUUUGAAUGUAAUGAAUGUGGGAAAACCUUCCGCCGGAGCUCACAGCUUACGGGACACCAGAGAAUUCAUACCGGAGAGAAACCAUAUAAAUGUAGCGAAUGUGGGAAAGACUUCCGACAAAGUUCACAGCUUACUAUACACAAGAGAAUUCACACUGGAGAGAAGCCUUAUGAAUGUCAUGGAUGUGGGAAGGCCUUCCACCAAAGUGCAGGACUCAUGCAACAUCAGAAAAUUCAUACGGGAGAGAAACCUUAUGAGUGUAAUGAAUGUGGGAAGGCCUUUCAUCAGAGCUCACAGCUUACUGUACAUCAGAGAAUUCACACUGGAGAGAAACCAUAUGUAUGUAAGGAAUGUGGGAAGGCCUUUCACUGGAGUUCACGGCUCACACAACACCAGAGAAUCCAUACUGGGGAGAAACCUUAUGAAUGUAAUGACUGUGGGAAAGCCUUUCGCCAGAGCUCACAACUCCUUGUACACCAGAGAAUUCAUACAGGGGAGAAACCUUAUGAAUGUAAAGAAUGUGGGAAGGCUUUUCAUCGAAGCACAGGACUUACACAACACCAGAGAAGUCACACUGGAGAGAAACCUUAUGAAUGUAAUGAAUGUGGGAAAACGUUCUUGCAGAAGUCUUGGCUUACUGUCCAUCAGAGAAUUCACACUGGAGAGAAACCUUAUGGAUGUAAGGAAUGUGGAAAGGCCUUCCGCCGGAGCUCACAGCUGACUCAACAUCAGAUAAUUCAUACCAGAGAAAAACCUUAUGAAUGUCAUGAUUGUGGGAAGACUUUCCACCAGACAUCUCAGCUUAUUCGACAUCAGAUAAUUCACACUGGAGAGAAACCUUAUAUAUGUAAUCAGUGUGGGAAGGCUUUCCGACAGAGCAAACACCUUACUCGACAUGAGAUAAUUCAUACUGGAGAGAAACCCUAUGAAUGCAAUGAAUGUGGGAAGGCCUUUCGCCGGAGCAUAGAACUUACCAGACAUCAGACGAUUCAUAGUGGAGGGAAACCUUUCGAAUGUAAUGAGUGUGGGAAAGCUUUCCGCCUAAGAACAAGACUUACUGAACAUGUGAGAAUUCACACUGAAGAGAAGCCUUAUGAAUGUAAUGAGUGUGGGAAGGCCUUCCGCCAGAGUGCAGGACUUAUACAGCACCAGAGGAUUCACACUGGAGAGAAGCCUUAUGGGUGCAGUGUGUGUGGGAAGACCUUUCGCCAGAGCUCACAGCUUAUUCGACAUCAGAGAAUUCACACUGGAGAGAAACCUUAUGAGUGCAACGUCUGUGAGAAUGCCCUCUGCUUGAAUAAACAGCUUACUCAACAGUACACUACACAAAUUGGAGAGAAGCCUUAGGGAGGUAAAAACGUUAUGAAUGUAACAAACAUGAGGAUUUCAGCCAGAGUACACACUAUACUUUAUUGUAGAGAACUUAUACCAAAGGAAAUCUUAUAGAUUAACAAGUCAAUAUCACACUUCCCACAGUGGCCAUUCCAGAUCAUUUCCUUUCUUAAGUCUCAAGCCAUCCAUUUUCCCCCAGUGUCUACACUUACAUUAGAUGACUUUGCCACAUUCCCCCUCUCCCCCAUGACCAAUGAAGUCUAUCUAACUUGAACUGAUUUCCCCAAUUCCACAUCUGUACAGUUCUUGAAAAUGUCCAUUGCUUUCUCUUAGGCCUUAUAGCGACAGAAAGUCACAGAAUCAGCUGAGUAGAGACAUGCCCUUUUGGUCAUCUUGUCCAGUCUUUAUCCUUAGAAAAGAUUUAGCUAGAAUACAUACAACAAGAUGAAAACACUUUCCCUAUCAGAGUCCCAUGGUUAGAGCUGUAAAGGGCCUUGGAGGUCCAACCUCUACCUGAACAAGAAUACCCACUACCACAAAAUGAAAUGGCCAUUUAUGCUUUGCUAGAAGACUUCUGGGGGGCUGGAGUGGGGAGCAUUUUCUCUUGAUGCACUCCAUUGCUGUGCAGUUUCCUCCUGUUCCUUUGGAUUCUGUCCUCGGGGGCCAAACAGGGUCUUUCAGAUACAUGACCAUGUCUGUCAUGUUCUCCCAUUGCUCAAGGACUUGAAGGUAUUGAUCCUUUUCUAUCUCUCCCAACCCAGUAGCCAGUGACCUGCCUGUUCUCUGCAUGAUCUCCAGCUUUCCAGUGUCUUUACACUGAUUCCCCAACAACAAAACUGAACAGAGUUCUCCAGAUGGGCUCUGACAAGGGCAGAAUCAGGUGCCAGACCAUUCCCAGAUGCCUCCUCUAAUCUCUCCACUAAUCAAAUGAAUAAAAACCCUAAUCCUUGGCACUCCAGCCUAUCCAACACCAACCCAUACCUUAUCUUUGUAUCUCCUGGUGUUAGUAUUGCCACUUUGUAGACGAGGAAGUCAAAGCGGAGGGAGAUUAUGACUUGUCCAUGGUAACCAGAUUAAUGUUACAUCUUCAGCAUCUCAAUGCCUUGCAGUCUCCUUUCUUUCCCACCCUCUCUGAUCUCUCAGAGCUCACUAGGGAACCUCUUUAUUGCUGUUCAAUCCAAAUUCUCAUUUGCCUUUAGCAUGUAUUUGACAGUGACGGUCACCAUUUUGAUAAUCUCAUCUUCAGGGAUGAGAAGCUGAGCUUAGCUCUCUUAGCUAAACAAUAUUAUAAAUAAAGAGCAUGGCCCAUCAAAUCCCUUUCUAACAAACCUAUAAGGUAAGUAGGGGCAAGCAUCCCCAUUUUGUAGAUGAGGUCAGGGGAGGCAUUGAAAGAUUUGCCUGUGGUCCAGGAGCUAUUUACUGCUAAGGUGGAAUUCAAAUCCAGGUCUCCUGACUCUCAGCCUGGCAUUCUUUUCACUAUAUCAUGCUGGUAUUUCCUUCUUUAUUUUUCCUUCUUUAUCUCCAUCUAGGUGGCACAAUGGAUAGA